This is a messenger RNA of Struthio camelus australis, 945 nucleotides long. The record is from RefSeq and is a predicted model, not a curated record. NCBI's taxonomy places the organism in Eukaryota, Metazoa, Chordata, Aves, Struthioniformes, Struthionidae.
AUGGAUGUUCACGAGGAGGAGAAGACAAAGAAAAAAGGACUGGAAGAAAAGCCCAAAAAACAAGGGAAAAAAGAUGAGGAGAGUCAGAAGGAAGAAGACAAACCAAGAACGGAAUUUGAUAGAAGAGAAGGAAAGAAAGAGACCGAACCAAAAAGGAGAAAUGCUUCCCAAGUGGGUUCUGCAUCAGCCUCUGAUUCUGAAGAGGAUGGAGGACAGCAUGAAGUUGAUAAGAAGAAAAAAGGAGGAAGGAACUUUCAAGGAGCUCAUAGAAGAAACGUGUUACAAGGCCAACAUGAGAGAGAACUGACAGAAAGAAAGUGUAAGCAAGAGGAGCAGAUGGAAGCUGAGCUGCAAAAUAAAGAAGAAGGCAAGAAACCAGAAGUUAAGAGGAUGGAGAAGAAGAGAGAAACAUCAAUGGAUUCUAGGCUUCAAAGGAUACACGCAGAAAUUAAAAACUCGCUCAAAAUUGAUAAUCUUGAUGUGAACAGGUGUAUUGAGGCUCUUGAUGAGCUUGCUUCCCUUCAGGUCACGAUGCAGCAAGCUCAAAAGCACACAGAGAUGAUUUUGACUCUAAAGAAGAUACGGAAGUUCAAAGUUAGCCAAGUUAUCAUGGAGAAAUCUACAAUGCUGUACAACAAGUUCAAGACCAUGUUUCUAGUUGGAGAAGGUGAUUCUGUUCUUUCACAGGUGCUAAAUAAAUCACUUGCUGAGCAGAAGCAGCAUGAGGAAAUCAAAAAAUCUAAGGAACAAUGGAAGAAACGACCAAAUAAAAAAAUGGAAAAGGAAAAAGAACAAACAGGUUUGAAGACACUAAAUGGAGAGUCUGAAGAAACUCAAGACAUCAACCAAUCACAACACAGUGGAGAGAACACUGAGGAAAAGAAAGAGAAGCAUGAAGUUAUCACUAAGAAAAAAGUUUUCUCCUCAAUUUUAUAGAAAUAAAAU